Messenger RNA from Ciona intestinalis (vase tunicate), 2076 nucleotides. Lineage: Eukaryota; Metazoa; Chordata; Ascidiacea; Phlebobranchia; Cionidae. The record is from RefSeq and is a predicted model, not a curated record.
UUUGGUAAUAUGAUAGACUGAAUUUUGUGAUAAACUUGAUGACCCUACACAUUCUGAUCACAGCUGUGUGAAUGUUUGCACAAAAGGGUCACAAGAUGAUUGGAAAUAUGUUUAAGACAUAUCCACGUUUAGCUAUAGAAUAUUUGUCUGUUGUCUGAAAAACUGCUCAUUUGAGCUAAAGACUCAUUGAAAUACCAGACCCAAGGCGGCAAAGGAUCUUACGAUUCUUCUUUUUUUGAAAGAGCAAUCGUGUGUUUAAAAACAUAACAAACUGUAGUAUUGUUUCUCUGAGCUCACAAAUGCCAGAUGAUGUGCAGAGCCCAAGUAAUACCACUAAUGAUGCAACACUGUAUAACCUGGGCAACAGUGACAUGCGUCGUGUGAAUAAUUGUGAUGAAAACCUUUUCAUGUUUGUGGAUCAAUCUGACAGCAACUUGUCAAGCGCCAUGUUAUUCAACAACGAAGCUGAAACAGCCUCUCAUCGAGGAUUCAAACCACGAAAAAGGUUGUGUGCAAAUUGCAGCACCAGCUACCACCCUGUUGCAUUGCAGUUGUGCCAAUUCAACUUUGAACAAGCGAUGUACAUCUGCGCACAAGACAAUUGUCAGUAUCCAUUAUUUGAGGAAGACUUGACACCUUUCAUUAUUCAUCACAAUGUGUUUGAGGCAGUUAAUUCAAGAAGAAGAAAAAGAAAGAAAACAAAGCGCCCAUCACAUAACGAAAAGACAAAGCGUCUCAUGUUAGAGUCUCACCAUGCACAAGUAGAUGAUGAUCUAGAAGAUCUUCCAUCCAUCCUCCCAUUUACAUCAUCCUUAACGAACAAUUCCAACAUUCCCUAUUAUGAUGGUGUAACCGAACAAGAAGCUAAGAUGAUCUUAGACAGCUUAACUUCUACACCUGAAAACACCAGCAGUGAUUAUUCCGGGAACGAUGUUACAGAUCAUACACUUACACCAAAAACAGAGUUAACUUUUCAAUCAAACCGUAAAAUGAAUAUUUUCCAUUCAGAAGAAAUACAACCAGUCAUUAAAGAACUAUCUGUUAUGGAGUCUACUCUGCCAUCUGAGGCACAUUUUUCAGCACCCAAUAAUGAUCCAAUAUUGCCGGAACAAAAUUUGCUUGACGAAAUAUGCCAAUCAAUGGAUGUCGAUUUUAUGACAGAUAAUGACAUUCAGGUCAAAGAUAAUAAACUUAAAAACUCUGUAAUCUUAAAUGAACCUGCAGCGCAUGCUAGCAUGGAAGACUCUGCAAGUAUAAUACUGGAGGCCACAACAACAAAACAGCAAGAGGAUCAAAAUGUAACUGACUUUAGUGUGAUUAGUUCAACUGUUGGGUUGAACUUGCCAGAAGAUUCAAAUGCUAACUUAACCAUACAAACUGUUGCAUCGAAUGUAGUUGAGAACAUUGACGCAGAUGAUAAAGCUACCUCACUGUUACAAACUUCUAUUGAAAAUGAUAAAAAUAUGGAAAUAGGUAGAAAACCUGAAGAAAAAGAACAAUUUCCCAAAAUAUUUCAAACUGCUAUCCCCAAUGUAAAAGAUAUUGAAAAGUAUCCAACACCUGAAGAAUUAAACAGCGGGGACAGUUUAAAGGAGCUUUGUCUUCCACCAAAAUAUAAAUACAACGUUCAAUGGCAGAAUAAACAGAACAGUUGUUGGUUAGAUUCGAUUCUAACAGCCAUCAUGUUCAGUGUUAAUAUACGAGCUGCUAUCAACUGUAAUAUGGAGAAAUAUGCCACGUUUCAUAGGUUAUGUUUGGUUUAUGAUGUUUGUCAGCAAAAGCAUAACAACCCUGCAGCUGAAGAUGAUAUUUCUCAAAUCUUUUCCAAGUUAAACAAAGCACGUACACAUGUGCUUGAUCUACUGCUUCUAAAGUUGCCUUUUCUAAAACCGGGUGCUCAUGAAAGCUGCUUUGAACUGUUUCCAAAUAUCCUCAAAUUGGAAUCCCUUUCUCAUUUAUUUUCACUGACGCUAAGGUAAGCACAAUUACUCAUAUAUAUAUACUUUAACUUAACAACAGCAUGGUUUAAUCUAUUUUACCUUUACCAGAGUGCUAGACAUAAUACCGCCUAUGUUU